AUGAUUAAUCCCCCCGAGACCAACAGACCUGACAUAAACGGGGAAAAAUCGCCCAGAGUCCCUGCAGUACUACGACUUGGACCUCCCAUCACAGUCGAGCAAAGAGAAGGGGAACCGUACGAGUCAAACCAACCUGAACAAAUCAUGGAGGCAUCUCCUAGAGUACCUGCAGCACUCCGGCUCGGGCUGUCUGAUCCUUUACCUAAACGAAGGCCAGGAAGACCACCAGGCCCAAGGAAACUUGCUACAAGCCCUGAGAAGGCCUCAGGAUCAAAAGCGAAAAAGAGGAAAAUAGCUCCAAAACCCACUACCUGCAGACGUCGACCUGGAACACCUGCAUCACAAUCAUCUCAAGCCGGAAAAACGAGUGCUAAAGGGAUAGGGAGUCCCGAGACACUUCAGAGGCUAGGAGAGAUUAAGUGCACUUUAAAUCCAUACAUCUUCUUCCUCUCUGAAACGAAAAAUCCCCCCGAAACAGUACUAUCAAAGAUUCAAGAGCUACAGUAUGAGUUUCACCAUAUUAUCCCUCCUACUAGUCCUGGGGCAGGAGGUCUCACCUUACUUUGGAAACAUAGUGUAAAGCUUGAUGUACUUAAUGCUACGAAUAACUUGGUUGAUACAUCAAUUGACUUCAAAGGCAAGCUUUUCUAUGCAUCGUUCAUCUAUAGUGACACAAACAGAGCAAAUAGAAAAUUAUUCUGGGACGAGCUGAUUCGAAUGAACGAAUCCCGCGAUGCAGCUUGGUUUGUCACCGGAGAUUUUAAUGACAUCAUUGGUAAUGAUGAAAAAACUGGUGGCCCUGCUCGGCCCGAAGGAUAG
Molecule: messenger RNA, 819 nt
Organism: Brassica napus (rape)
Lineage: Eukaryota; Viridiplantae; Streptophyta; Magnoliopsida; Brassicales; Brassicaceae
Exons: 2
Coding region: 1-819 (272 amino acids)
Molecular function (GO): catalytic activity
Source: RefSeq, a predicted model, not a curated record